AAGUCAAUAAAUCUGUACCCAUAUAUAAGAUAGGCCAAAGAGUUUUUGCCACUAACCUGUCUGACACACUUUCCUCAGAGGAGAAACUAGAUACCUGUCAUUAUGAACAAGCUACUGGUUAUCACAGCUGUCAUUGCUUUCCUUGCUCUGGGAACGGAGAGCUUCCGUGUGCCCAGGCAAGUUGAGGAGGAAAAAGGAACCAUUUCCACUGUGGUGGACACAAUUAAGUCCUACUACGACCAGAGUGUUGACACUGCCAGCGGUUAUGUUGAGACCAUCAAGGGCUACAAGCUGAACGAGAAAGCCAAGAACCUGUAUGAAGACACAGUUCGUGCUGUCAGCACCUACGCCGGCAUCUUCAACGACCAGCUAUACCACAUUUUGUACCCUCAAGAAAGCUCUUAAAUCACAUAGUGUCACACCUCAACAGAACUCCACCGCUUUCUGGUCUUGAGUCUAUCACCACCCUGGAACUACAAUGAACCCCAGAAGAAAACGGCACUGAGGUGAAAACAUGACUGUUGAACUCUUGGCUCCAAUGGCCUGUUACCUUUGCCCUGUCAAAAAUACUGCACAAGCACAUAGCACCCUGACACACAUCAGUGGAUAAAUAUGAUGUGAAGUUCUGGGGUAAAAUCAAAUAUAAUGCUCAACCACAAUCUGUUUUUGGAUGAAGAUCGGAGAACCUUUGCUGCUGACUGUUACCUGGCGCCCUCUAUCGUACGUCCAGGUUAAAACAGAAUCAUCGACUGUUUCAUUGUAGUUUCUCUGUAUAGAUUACAGAAAUCUUUGUAUUAUAUCAACUUUUAGUGGUUCUAUGUCCACGAGCAUUAGCAAAUUGCAAUAAAACUCCACAUUUGUAGAAAAUGAAGUUGUUUUUGAGCCAUUACAUAAGCGAUACCAAACAGAUCUAAAAUAUGGAAACUCUAAGUACCAAUAAUAGCUUAAGUGCUACAAAAUAUGCAAGUUUUAACACUUCCAUGAAGAAUUACUUGUAAUUGGAUUCAUUUCCAUGGUAUCUGCAAAUAUAAGCCUUUUUAGCGGGAUCAAAACGGAUAUUAGCAACUGUUUACACUAGGUCUUUUGACUGAAUACAAACAAUCUCUCUCUCUCUCUCUCUCUCUCUCGCUCUCUCUCUCUCUGAUGAGGAGACUGGUUAAUCAGUUAAUAAGUACAAUUUGUCAUGACUGAAUAUAAUUGAGGAAUUUCAGUUUAAUGAGCUUUUUGAAU
Messenger RNA from Onychostoma macrolepis, 1230 nucleotides. RefSeq names its product apolipoprotein C-II (gene apoc2). The record is from RefSeq and is a predicted model, not a curated record. The transcript has 4 exons. NCBI's taxonomy places the organism in Eukaryota, Metazoa, Chordata, Actinopteri, Cypriniformes, Cyprinidae. Gene Ontology annotation, cellular component: chylomicron. Gene Ontology annotation, molecular function: enzyme activator activity. The coding region runs from base 103 to 405 and encodes 100 amino acids. Gene Ontology annotation, biological process: lipid transport; lipid metabolic process.